CCAUAUGGACGUUUUGUKACUGUAUUCUGGUUUUGCAUACAAGGAGAGACACGAAUGGCAUGGUGUGGUGAACGUUUGUCGUUGUUUAUGAUAACAGCGUCUUCUAAUUAAGUAGGCUACAGCAAUCAUGUUGACAAUUUAGAAACUUGCCUUCCAUGUGCGAGCACAACGUGGGAAUUCGUGGAACGUGGAAAUCGGUGGCAGGUGAUGGCUAUGAUGCCUCGAGAGUAGACUGUUGAAAACGUCCUAGAAUACUACAGGCGAGGGACACGGAUGAUGACAACAAUGAGAACGCUCGCUGCAAGUUGUCUGACUGCCAGGACGACUCGUCAGCGGAUAGCGGGGCAGCAGCAGGAAACAAUGCUGGACGAGAUCUGGAAGCGGUUCAGAUGCAUCUCACCUGCCUACCCGAGUGAUACAUGACGGCUAAAUUAACUUUAUCAGGAUAUAUGCUCUGCUGGGAAGUACUGAGAACUCAACCAGACCCAGGAAGCUCUUGAGGACUCAGAAGGACUGCAGAACACAGAGGGAUUACAAUUAGAGGUGGAGGAGGGGGAUUUGGGACCCGGCGACCCCCAAGACUGGAGCCGGGACAAGGUGAGGAAGUGGAGCGGUGGUGGGAGUGACAGCACCUCGUCGGAGGAGUACUUUGACUCGUGUUCAUGGAACAGUGACACGCUGUGUGACACGCUGUGUGACACGUUGUCUGACACGUUGUCUGCCGUACUGGGGAUGGAGGACGUACACGCGGGAUGGAAGAACAGCAGAUACCACACCGAGGGGCACUGUAGAGCCAGAUACACAGCACCGAGGAGCCAGCACAACCACAGCACAGAGAACACAGAGACUCACGUAUGCAGACCCAGCACAGAGAAACAGCCCAGCACAGAUACAGCACAGAAUCAGCCUUGCAACACAGAGAUAACAAACACAUACAUAAACACAGAGAGAUACAGCAUAGAGAUUCAUAACCUACAACACAGCGCAGAGAAGAAGCGACACAAACACAGCACGGAGAUAGAAACCCAGCAUAGCACAGAGAAACACAGCACAGAGACAGAAACCCAGCAUAGAACAGAGAAAGUCAGUACAGUGGUUCAUGUCACUCAAAUCACAGGUAAUCAGAAAACACUAAUAGACCAGACAGAGUCCCACAGACAGAAUUGCCCAGCCGGACACCAGCUCGACAUCUCACAAAGCACGGAAACGUUUACACAGAGAAACGGCACAGAGACACAAAUGCAGAGCAGCACAGACAAAUGGUGCACAGGGUUAGCCAACACAGGUAGAACAGGGAAAGAGAGCACAGGGUUAGCCAACACAGGUAGAACAGGGAAAGAGAGCACAGGGUUAGCCAACACAGGUAGGACAGGGAAAGAGAGCACAGGGUUAGCCAACACAGGUAGAACAGGGAAAGAGAUCACAGGGUUACCCAACACAGGUAAAACGGGGAAAGAGAGCACAGGGUUAGCCAACACAGGUAGAACAGGGAAAGAGAGCACAGGGUUAGCCAACACAGGGAUAUUUAAUCAACAUAGCAUGGAUAUAAAACAUAUAGAUCUGCUGUCCACUCUGCACAGUGUAGAGAAACAUAAUUCACAAAUACACAGCAGUCACCUGGAGCAGGUAAGCCUUGCCAGCCAGAAUACAUCUAGUACCGACAGACAGGUGACACACAACCAGCACAUUGCAGAGACACACUGCAUAGACACACACAACACAACAGAGACACACUGCAGACUCACACACAACACCGCCAAACCAGACCCACACUGCAGACUCACACACAACACAGCAAAGCCGGACACAUACUGUGAACUAAUUGCAGAGCCCAGUACUGACACACAGUGUACAGAAACACACACCACAGACACAAUCUGUAUGGACACACAACGCACAGAGGGGAGUAGUCCACCCACCACAGAGAGGAGUAGUCCACCCACCACAGAGAGGAGUAGUCCACCCACCACAGAGAGGAGUAGUCCACCCACCACAGAGAGGAGUUUAGUCCACCACCAAGGAAGAGAGUAG
Salvelinus sp. IW2-2015 is the source of this 2031-nucleotide messenger RNA. Lineage: Eukaryota; Metazoa; Chordata; Actinopteri; Salmoniformes; Salmonidae. The record is from RefSeq and is a predicted model, not a curated record.